UGACACGAGACACUGACAGCAUCUUCCCUUGUACAAGAGGGUACAACACUGGGUUGUUGGCAUGUCAUUAGACCAGGAAAACUGCUACCUGUGUAAGGAGUCUCUCAGGGAUCCAGUGUCCAUCCCGUGUGGACACAUCUUCUGCUCCAUCUGUCUGAAGACAUACUGGGAUCACGCUGACCACACUGGUACAUACAUCUGCCCAGAGUGCAAGGUCACCUACACUAAGAGGCCCACCCCAAGACGCAUCGGAAGCUCCCGGCAAUCCACCAUGCAACGCAACUCUGAAGCCUUUCCACCUCCGCCUCCGUCUCCUGACUACAACUACGCAGGACCUCAGGAUGUAGGGUGUGACAUCUGCAUUGGAAAAAAGCACAAAGCUGUCAAGAGCUGCCUGAUGUGCCUGGCCUCCUACUGUGAUCGCCACCUCAAGCCCCACUAUGAGUCAUCCACUUUUAAAAGGCACAAGCUGGUGGAUGAGAUCGGUCACCUGGACAGACAGAUCUGUCCCCAGCAUCAGAAGGGUCUGGAGCUGUUCUGUCGGACAGACCAGAUGUGUAUCUGUGUGCUGUGUACAGUGAAGGAGCACAAAGGUCACGACAUGGUGUCUGCUGAGCAGGAGCGGGCGGAUGAGCAGCAACGACUGGGCGCCACCCAGGCAGAGAUCCAAGAAAAGAUUCAUGAUCGACUCAAGCAGAUGGAGGAACUGAAACAAGCAGUGGAAUCACUCAAGAGCUCAGCUCAUAGAGCGCUGCAAGAGUGCGAGAAGAUGUUCAACGACAUGAUGCGCUCCAUCGAGAGGAUGCAGCAGGAGAUGACCAAGCUGAUCUCCACCAACAAGAGAGCAGCACUUAGCAACGCAGAGGGCCACAUGGAGCGUCUGAGCCACGAGAUCGCUGAUCUGAAGAGGAGAGACAGUGAGAUCACUCAGCUGUCCCGCACUGAGGACCACAUCCACUUCAUCCAGAGUUACCACAUGCUGAUCGCCCAGACAGAGGCUGAGGAGCUGCCUACAGUGAGCGUCAACCCUUACUUCACCUUUGGCCCGGUCACUAAGGCUGUGUCUGAGAUGAAACAGCACCUGAAUGAAUUCAGCAAUGAUGAGCUGGUUAAGGUUGCCAAGACAGUCAACAAAAUGACCUUCUGUGAACUGGAUGAUUCCAAAAAGAGACGGUCAAUAAAAAAUGAUGAAGCACAACAAGCACAACAAGCACCAGCCAUGUACAAGUCUGUUCCGGUCCAGGAGCCUCAGCACAGGGACGAUUUCCUGAAAUAUGCCUGCCAGCUCACUCUGGACCCAAACACAGCCUACAGACAGAUCUACUUAUCCCGAGGGAACAGAAAAGCAGCCCUAAAGAGAGACCCCCAGAACUAUGGUGACCACUCUUCCAGGUUUGACUCCCUGCCUCAGGUCCUGUGCGUCGAGCCUCUGUUUGGAGGAGCUUAUUACUGGGAAGUGGACUGGAGCGGGGAGGGGGCCGCCCUGGGGAUCACCUACAAAGGCAUCAAGAGGACGGGAUACGCAGACAGCUGCCGCAUCGGAUACAACCGCAAAUCCUGGAGCCUGUUCUGCUCCGACGCCAGCUACUCAGCCCGACACAACAAAGACCAGCUGGAUAUCCCUGCACCCUACUCGUCACGUAUUGGGGUGUUCCUGGACCACGUUGGAGGCACUCUCUCUUUCUACGCUGUUGGGGACACCAUGUCCCUCAUCCACCGCUUCAAGGCCACCUUCAGUGAGGCUGUCUAUGUAGGCCUCUGGGUUUGGUACGAGUCAGCUGUCACCCUUAUCCAGCUGUAACUAAAUCACACACUAAUAAUGAAAAAUGUACAACUGUGAUUGAAUAAUGGUAUUGGUUUAAAGAACAACAAUCAAAAUGACCUACUAUCCUAAUGAAAUGUUAUUAUUCUAGUACAACACUUGUCAUUUUGUAUUCAUUAAACAGUAUGUGUUAGUAUCAAGUAAUGUUCUAAAUGACUGUGAAGAUUCUGCAAAUAAACACAUGUAAAAUGUAAGAUCAGGUGAAUAAAGUGCAUCUAAAUUAUCAUUAAGAAUGAUGUAGACUAUAACUGACUGUAAUAUGUGAUGUGAUCA
This is a messenger RNA of Notolabrus celidotus (New Zealand spotty), 2095 nucleotides long. It is a transcript of the gene ftr83, whose product is annotated as finTRIM family, member 83. Gene Ontology annotation, molecular function: zinc ion binding; protein binding. Lineage: Eukaryota; Metazoa; Chordata; Actinopteri; Labriformes; Labridae. The coding region runs from base 62 to 1801 and encodes 579 amino acids. The transcript has 7 exons. The record is from RefSeq and is a predicted model, not a curated record.